GGCCCAAGACGGCCUUCCUGGCCCGAGGUGGUGGAAACGAAGCCGAAAGCCACGCCCAGCUCCCUGCCUUAGCCACGCCCACUCCUCGCUCGUUCUCUUUUUGCUCCUGCUGCAGAGAGAGAGAGAGAGAGAGAGAGAGAGAGAGGCGGGCAGACCGACUGACUGGCUGAGGCUGACUGGGCCGGCAUCGCCGCCGCCGCCGCCGCCGCCUCUUUUCCUCUCGAAGUCUGACCGUUACCUGCUUCUCCCCCUCCCCCCGUCACUACAGCCGCCGCCGUUUGGGGCGGGGAAGGGAUUGAUGUGGAGGCCGAGAGCGGCAGCGCCGCCGCCUCCGCCAUGCAGCCCCCGCCGAGGAAGGUGAAAAUCACUCAAGAGCUAAAACUCAUUCAGGCUGAACAGAUGACAAAACUUCAAGCCAAACAUCAGGCAGAAUGUGACUUACUUGAAGAUAUGAGGAUAUUCAGUCAGAAGAAGGCUGCAAUUGAGAAAGAAUAUGCACAGGGCAUUCAGAAAUUGGCUAGUCAGUACUUAAAGAAAGAGUGGACUGGAAUAAAAACUGAUGACCGACAUGAUUUUAGGAGCAUGUAUCCAGUAUGGAAAUCAUUUCUUGAAGGCACAGUGCAAGUGGCUCAGUCCAGACUCAAUAUCUGUGAAAGUUACAAGAACCUAAUUUCUGAACCUGCCAGAGCAGUAAAGUGUUUUAAAGAACAACAACUGAAAAAGUGUGUGGACCAGCUGACCAGAAUCCAGGCUGAAUUGCAGGAGACAGUAAAAGAUUUAGCUAAGGGCAAGAAGAAAUACUUCGAAACAGAGCAGAUGGCUCAUGCUGUCCGUGAAAAGGCUGAUAUUGAGGCCAAGUCUAAACUUAGUCUUUUUCAGUCAAGGAUAAGCUUACAGAAAGCAAGUGUAAAGUUAAAAGCACGAAGGUCUGAGUGUAAUUCUAAAGCUACUCAUGCGAGGAACGACUACCUUCUCACUUUAGCAGCCACGAAUGCACACCAAGAUCGCUACUAUCAGACAGACUUAGUAAACAUUAUGAAGGCUCUUGAUGGGAAUGUAUAUGAUCACCUUAAGGAUUAUUUGAUGGCAUUCAGCAGGACCGAAUUAGAAAUAUGCCAAGCUGUACAAAGCACAUUCCAGUUUCUUUUGGAAACGUCCAGUCGGGUAGUGCGAGAUUACAAUUUUCAACUAUUCUUACAAGAGAACUCUGUAUUUCAUAAACCUCAACCCUUCCAGUUCCAGCCUUGUGACAGUGACACCAGUAGACAACUGGAAUCUGAAACUGGGACAACAGAAGAGCACAGUCUGAACAAGGAGGCCAGAAAAUGGGCAACGCGUGUGGCGAGGGAGCACAAAAACAUCAUUCACAGUCAACGGACUCUUGAGGAAUUAGAAUGCCAUGGGUCUGUGGUGUCUGAACAAAGCCGAGCAGAACUGGAACAGAAGAUAGAUGAAGCCAGAGAGAACAUCCGCAAAGCUGAGAUAAUAAAGCUGAAAGCAGAAGCUCGACUUGACCUACUGAAGCAGAUCGGGGUUUCAGUGGAUACAUGGUUAAAAAGUGCAAUGAAUCAAGUCAUGGAGGAAAUGGAGAAUGAGCGAUGGGCACGCCUCCCUACAAUAGCCAAUAAUGGUUCUUCGCACUUGCUAAAUGUUGAUGUGGAAAGGGAAGAAGGGGAAGAGCUAGAAGAUGGCAUGGAUGCUUUUGAUGACAGCAAUUCCAGUCCUUCUGGUACCCUCAGAAACUAUCCAUUGACCUGCAAAGUUGUUUAUUCAUACAAGGCUUCCCAGCCAGAUGAGUUAACCAUUGAGGAACAUGAAGUUUUGGAAGUUAUUGAAGAUGGAGAUAUGGAAGAUUGGGUAAAGGCACGGAAUAAGUCAGGCCAUGUGGGUUAUGUCCCAGAGAAAUAUCUGCAGUUCCCAACUUCCAACAGUCUCCUGAGCAUGUUGCAAUCACUGGCUGCAUUGGAUAGUCGGUCUCAUACUUCUAGCAACUCAACAGAAGCCGAGCUAGUCUCGGGGAGUCUCAACGGAGACUCCAGCGUAUGUUUUGUAAAAGCACUUUAUGAUUACGAGGGGCAGACAGACGACGAACUGUCCUUCCCAGAGGGAGCAAUAAUCCGUAUCUUGAACAAAGAGAACCAGGAUGAUGACGGCUUCUGGGAAGGGGAGUUUAAUGGAUGUGUGGGGGUCUUCCCGUCCGUACUAGUUGAAGAGCUAACAGCCACGGAAAAUGGAGAGAUCCAGUGUGUUGCAGAUGUUCAGGUAUCUCCAUCUCCAGUACCCCAGAAUUCUCUGGCACCACUGCCGCUGUAUGACCAGCCUCCAACCAGCCCUUUCCAUAGCCCUGAUAAAAGAAGCUCCCAGUACUUCCCACGGUCUCCAACAACAAACGAAAGCAGCUUUACUUCAAAUUCUCCCGGAUUUUCUCAGCCACCACGACCUUUGCCGGAAAGCACUUCGUAUGGCAAACUGAGACCAGUACGAGCUGCCCCUCCUCCUCCGACACAACAUCGUAGACCGACAGAGAAGAUUGAAGACGUUGAAAUAACCUUGGUGUGACAAACAGGAUGAAUUGCGUAGUACUGCUACAAUCAAGGCCAAAUGCUGGUGAUGUUUGGUCAGCUCUCAUUCUUGGGCACCUUUGCAUGAUGGAAGAGACUUUAAAAAAAAAAAAAAAAGACUGAGGAAAAGCAGGAGGAUUUUCCAGGAACAUUGACAUGGUGGUGGACUCUUCUUCCUGCAGUCAUUAAUAUUUUGUGCCUUUUUAAUUUUUUGCUGUUUGGUUCCACUUUAUCUACCUGCCAUCCUUCCUCCUUUAGCACAAAACAUGCAGAGGAAUGUCUUUGCAGAUGUAAAGUUUCCAGUGGAGCUUCAGAGAGCUCCCUCUUCCAUUACGGACGGUCUACAAAUUGCAACUUCCUUUGCGGAAACAACUGUACACGUUGAUGCUUCCCUAUCACUUCUGCAGUGUGUAGCACAACAAAUAAAGUCUCAUUCCUCAUUGCAUCAGGCAUCUUGAUGCCGCUCGAUGAGGAAAUGUGGCAUGUUAUACUGCCGCUACAGGCUGUGUCAAGAAGGGCAAGUCAUUAACAGGAAUGUAUUUCUACAAAGGAAGUGUAACAUGUAGACCAGCCAGCAGUCCUAGCAUACAUAUACCAUGUGCAUUAGUACAGUAUAUUACUGUUGCCAUAGGAAUGUGUUAAAAUAUUCUUUUCCUAUUCAAGUAGCAUUCAAGGCGUAUUAAUCAGAAUGUAUGAAAUAGAGAAGGGGACACACAAUUGUAAGUUCAAGGAGAGGCUGGCUCCUCUCUGUCCAUCUCCCCUCCCCCUACAAAAGAUGAAGAAAAAAAACAAUUCUACAACGAAAGGAAAGCACUGCAGAUCAUAUGGGGUUAAUGACUUCAUUGUGCAUCUCUUUCAUAACUAACCGUAAAACCCGAGCAUAAUGUUCCUUUUGUAUUGAUAUUUAUGCAGUGCAUUUAGUAAUAGAGUAUCUACUACAGAAGUGCUGACUUAGUAGCAACAACAUGUUUUUCGUAGGAUAAAACUGAAUAAGCAGGAUUUUCAUCGUAGAGCUGGAAAUAGCCGUUCAUUUCCUCUUUAAGCAAUUCCCCCCACCCUUUAUACUUGUGUUGCUUCUUAACCCAGUUAUUGCUGUGUAGUUUUGCUCUCUGACAUUAGCAGUAUAUUUUGGACACUGGAACAUCUGGCUAGAGUUAAGAAGUUUAAAUGUAUAGAAUAUUGACGUGUGAUGUCUAGCUUUAUUAGCAUUGGGUAGCCCUAGCUCAGAUCUCCGCCCAAACUCAGCUCAGACCCAGGAAACAAAGGCUAGAAGAUGGAUGGUCACUUGAUUUCUCCCCCCGCCCACUCCCACCAGUGUUUGAAAGAGGCACGAAGGAGCCAUGGUGCCUCUCAUGUGUACACUUGCUUGGCUUGUACAGCUAUCACAUCUGUUCCAAGAAGGCUUUGCGAGAUUUCUCCCCCCACAGAAAAAAAAUAUUGCAAAGCCUAUUUGGCAGAGGAAGAGGAUACUGGGUCAAAUGAAAUCAACAGCAAUGGCUGCAUCUUACCACUCUCUGCACACUGGGGAAGGGAGUGCAGGGAAAUUAUGACCAUGUGCCACCACCCUAGAAUCAAGCCAAGAAAGCCAUGCCUGAUGUCCUUGCAUCUCCAUCAGUCCACUUUUGGAGGCAGAGAGUAGAAGGGGGCUUAUGUUCUUGGGUGGGAGGCAACCUUUAAACCCCAGUUUCUCUGAGCAAGCCGCUUGCGGCUUUCAAGUGAGGCAGAGUUGUUUCGUACCUGAAGGUGAAUAAAAGUGAAAUGGAGGGGGGAGGAAAUUAUUUCAGGUGAAAUUAGUCUCUGAGCAGCAACCCUCAUAGAGGGGAGGGGAGAGAGGGCAAAAAUUUAAAUCAAAUUCCAUCCCAAGUAACUUCCAGUGAAAGGGCUGGAAUAUAUAAAACCACCUACAAAAAUGUGCUUACAGCUGAAGCAUAUUAAAGGAGCUCUUGUGUGUUCAUGUCCCCCCCCCCCAAAUAAUUAAAACAUAGUAACCAUUUCGGAGUUUAGUUGCCUAAUGGACUACAUCUUUUUAAUUCUGUGGCUGCAAUUUGUGAAAUCAUUUGACAAGAUUUUCCUCUUAAACUUUGCACAAAUAAUCUUGGCUGGGUCUCUUGAUGUAUGACUAUUUCUGCCAAUUUUUCUUUCGUUCAGUUGGCCUAAGCGAGGCAAGAGCUGUUUGAAGCAUUGUCUGCAGCAGUUGCCAAAUAUCUGACAGAUUCCUGUGAAGAUUCUGGGGGUGGGGGUGGGGGGGAUUGCGCCUUCUGUCCUGUUGAUCUGUUUGAGGUCUUUUUUUAAGUGUUUUCAAACUUAUUCUUAAGUUUUUUUAAAAAACAACAACAUUUUUUUAAAGAACUGUACUGCAAACAUUUUAAAAUGCUUCAUGAAAAAUAACUGUUGCCAAUAAUAUUCACAUGUUCUGUUGGGUUGGCCAGUUUUUUGCAUUUAUUUUUUGUGUGUGUGUUACCCAGACUUUCAAAAUUCAAAAAGUGUUAUUUUAAAAAAAAAUCUCCUUAGUUAUAUUUUAAAAAUAUUUUCUGUAAGAGCUGCUAAUUUUUAUUUAAAAAUAAAAGUUGUAAAAAUACACCUCCUUUUUAAACUUCAUACAGGGCAUGCAAUAGAACAUAUCACCAUGUACAGUGUCAGUACACUGAAAGCAGAACCUUGAAUGCUUUCUUUAUAUUGGCUGUAAAACUUUGUAUUUAUUAUGUAUAAAAUGUUGAAUAAUAAAAAGUGGCUUUAAAUCA
This is a messenger RNA of Rhineura floridana, 5302 nucleotides long. RefSeq names its product FCH and double SH3 domains 2 (gene FCHSD2). Gene Ontology annotation, cellular component: recycling endosome; neuromuscular junction. The coding region runs from base 337 to 2559 and encodes 740 amino acids. The record is from RefSeq and is a predicted model, not a curated record. Gene Ontology annotation, molecular function: protein binding. Gene Ontology annotation, biological process: regulation of actin filament polymerization; neuromuscular synaptic transmission. The transcript is spliced from 20 exons. NCBI's taxonomy places the organism in Eukaryota, Metazoa, Chordata, Lepidosauria, Squamata, Rhineuridae.